Symbiodinium sp. CCMP2456 is the source of this 273-nucleotide messenger RNA. The record is from the annotation of a GenBank genome assembly. NCBI's taxonomy places the organism in Eukaryota, Dinophyceae, Suessiales, Symbiodiniaceae.
AUGAAGGACGGCCUGCUCCACACGGCGAAGGUUUCUGAGGAUGUGUGCCAGUACAAUGGCACACACACAGAUGCCGUUGGAUGUGGGGGAGGCUUCCCCUGCCAGGGCGUCAGUGUGGCUGGACAUCAAGCUGGAAUGAGCGAUGCCAGAACGGGCCUCGUUCGGCACGUGUUCAGAAUCUGGGACACGUUGCAGCCCCAGAGGCGGUCUGGGUGUGUGCGGGGUUUAGGGUUUACACUUUAUUUGUUUAGGGUUUCGGGCUGCAGGGUUUAG